Asparagus officinalis (garden asparagus) is the source of this 1830-nucleotide messenger RNA. Its product is annotated as ornithine aminotransferase, mitochondrial. The record is from RefSeq and is a predicted model, not a curated record. The transcript is spliced from 10 exons. Lineage: Eukaryota; Viridiplantae; Streptophyta; Magnoliopsida; Asparagales; Asparagaceae. Gene Ontology annotation, molecular function: L-ornithine transaminase activity; pyridoxal phosphate binding; identical protein binding. Bases 127 to 1581 code for a protein of 484 amino acids. Gene Ontology annotation, cellular component: cytoplasm.
UUUAUUUGAUCACACUGUUGUUUAUAACUUUAUAUCACAUAAAACCCCUUUCCCCCACCUUCAUUUAUCCAGCCUCAAUCUCUCGAAAUUUUGAUCAAAUCUCUGCGGAGCAAGGGAUUUCAGGAAAUGGGUCCUGCGAAGAAUUCGAUUCAGGGUUUAUUGAGGAGGGCCAUCAGCAUCAACAGCAGCAGAACAACAACAACAAAUGGGGCGAGACGUCUGUGUGCAGUUCCAGAGAAGUCAAGCUCAACCUCUUCUUCAUCCUCUUCUUCCUCUGAUGAGCUGAUUAAGAUGGAGCAGAGCCACAGUGCUCAUAAUUACCAUCCAAUUCCUAUGGUAUUUUCUCAAGCCAAGGGAACAUCUAUAUGGGACCCUGAAGGCAACCGGUACAUUGAUUUCCUAUCAGCUUACUCUGCAGUGAACCAGGGACAUUGCCAUCCAAAAGUUAUGAAAGCCUUAGUUGAACAGGCAGGACGUCUUACACUUAGCUCUAGAGCCUUCUAUAAUGAUAAGUUUCCAAUCUUUGCUGAGUAUUUGACACGCCUAUUUGGAUAUGAGAUGGUUCUACCAAUGAAUACGGGUGCUGAAGGCGUGGAAACUGCUCUGAAAUUGGCACGAAAAUGGGGUUACGAGAAAAAAAAUAUACCAAAGGACAAUGCUAUUGUUGUGUCUUGCUGCGGAUGUUUUCAUGGCAGAACUCUAGGGGUAAUAUCCAUGAGCUGUGAUAAUGAUGCAACUCGAGGUUUUGGUCCCUUGGUUCCUGGUCAUCUAAAAGUUGAUUUUGGUGAUACUGAGGCACUUGAAAAGAUAUUUAAAGAACAUGGAGACCGGAUAUGUGGUUUUUUGUUUGAACCCAUUCAAGGGGAGGCAGGGGUUGUGAUUCCACCUGAUGGCUAUCUGAAAACGGUUAGGGACCUCUGCACUAGACAUAACAUUUUGAUGAUUGCUGAUGAAAUUCAAACUGGCAUAGCACGGACUGGAAAAAUGCUAGCAUGUGACUGGGAAAAAAUCAGGCCUGAUGUCGUGGUACUAGGAAAAGCCUUAGGUGCCGGAGUCAUCCCAGUUAGUGCUGUGCUCGCUGACAAGGAUAUCAUGCUGUGCAUCAGACCGGGAGAACAUGGAAGUACAUUUGGUGGAAAUCCUUUGGCGAGUGCAGUUGCAAUUGCUGCUUUGGACGUAAUCAAAGAUGAAGGACUAAUAGAGAGAGCUGCUAAAUUGGGUGAAGAAUUCAGGGACCAGUUGGUGAAGAUUCAACAGCAAUUCCCAGAAAUCGUAAAAGAGGUACGAGGAAGAGGACUGCUUAAUGCCAUAGAACUAAACAACAAAGCUCUAUCCCCAGUCUCUGCUUAUGAUAUAUGCCUUAAGUUGAAGGAAAGAGGGAUUCUUGCAAAGCCCACUCAUGAUACUAUAAUCCGAUUGGCUCCUCCGCUCUCUAUAAGUUUGGAGGAGCUUAAGGAAGCAUCGAAGGCUCUCAGAGAUGUGUUGGAGAUUGAUUUACCGAAGAUGAAGAAGGAAAUGCCUCGGAAGAAAACCUCGAAUGUGACUCAUCCUUGCGACAGGUGUGGACGUGAAUUAUACUAACUCGUCCGAAGAUUGAUAUACGGUUAUUUCCGCGAUAAUUUCUAUUCUUUCUGGCAUAUGCAAGCUCAAGCAUUUAGAACCGAGCUAAAUACUUAAUAAAUUUUAGAGCGCUGUCACCUAUGUAUGAACUUGGGAAGAAAUUGCUUAAAUGUUUGUUUUUUCUAAUUAUUCAAGAGUAUAUGCUUUCUAUCAUCAAAAGACAUGAGAUUUCUUCUUAUUAUAUAAAGAAUAACAGUCUGAUGUAGGACG